This is a messenger RNA of Trichosurus vulpecula (common brushtail), 1180 nucleotides long. RefSeq names its product abhydrolase domain containing 11 (gene ABHD11). The coding region runs from base 91 to 1008 and encodes 305 amino acids. NCBI's taxonomy places the organism in Eukaryota, Metazoa, Chordata, Mammalia, Diprotodontia, Phalangeridae. Gene Ontology annotation, cellular component: mitochondrion. The transcript is spliced from 6 exons. The record is from RefSeq and is a predicted model, not a curated record.
CGGGAGCGGCGGGUGGGGGCGGAGCUCACCUCUGCUGAGGUCAGCGCCGGGGUCCGCGAUUUCCCGGGCUGGGCCGAGGCGGCGCGGGGCAUGUGGCGUUGGAGCCGGGCCUGGAGGGGCCUCUGGGGGGUGGCCUGCAAGCCCCCGCUGCCUUCCCGGGGGCCCGGCCUCCGUGGGGCCCCGGCCGCGCACGGGAGCAGCGGCCCCAGGCCGGUGCCCCUCUCCUACAAGCUGCUGGACUCCGAGGACAGCCGCCCGCCCCUGGUCUUCCUGCAUGGGUUGUUUGGCAGCAAAACUAAUUUCCAGACCAUCGGCAAGACCCUUCAGCAGCAAACGGGCAGGAAGGUGCUGAUGGUGGAUGCCCGGAACCAUGGAGAGAGCCCACACAGCCCUGAUUCCAGCUAUGAGGCCAUGAGUGCCGAUGUGGAGGCCCUCCUGCCCCAUCUUGGCCUGGCCCCCUGCGUCCUCAUCGGACACAGCAUGGGGGGCAAGACAGCCAUGAUACUGGCUCUGCAGAGGCCAGAGCUGGUGGAACGCCUGAUCUCAGUGGACAUCAGCCCAUUGCCGACCACAGCUGUCUCAGACUUCUCUUCCUACUUGGUAGCCAUGAAGUCAGUACAGAUCCCCGAGGAGCUGUCCCUCUCUCAAGCACGAAAAGUAGCAGACCAGCAGCUCAGUCCUCUCAUCAAGGACUCCACUAUACGGCAGUUCCUCCUCACCAAUCUGGUGAAAGCCAGCAGCGGGCAGUUCAAGUGGAGGGUCAACGUUGAAGCCCUAAUCCACCAGAUGGACAAGAUCUUCGACUUCCCUCAGCUCCAGAAAUCCUACCCUGGUCCCACACUCUUCCUCAGAGGUGCCAAGUCUAAAUUCAUCCAGCCUGAUCAUUUCUCGGAGAUCAAGCGUCUGUUCCCUCAAGCUCAGAUCCUGUCUGUUGCAGGGGCUGGCCACUGGAUCCAUGCCGACCAGCCCCAAGACUUCAUGACCAGUGUUAAACACUUCCUGGCCUAGCAGUUGGUUGUCCCCCAUCUCCACUAACUCAAGCACUCCCAGCACUCUGGGGACCAAGGAGCCCCUCCUACUGGUGAAGGAAGCUCAGCACCCUGACUCCUGUCCACUUCAUCGUGGGCACCACAACCAGUGUUUCAGACUUUAACCAAUAAAGCUGUUCUCAGCCUUCUCA